Messenger RNA from Candoia aspera, 1440 nucleotides. RefSeq names its product vomeronasal type-2 receptor 26-like. Lineage: Eukaryota; Metazoa; Chordata; Lepidosauria; Squamata; Candoiidae. Gene Ontology annotation, molecular function: G protein-coupled receptor activity. The coding region runs from base 1 to 1440 and encodes 479 amino acids. Gene Ontology annotation, biological process: G protein-coupled receptor signaling pathway. The record is from RefSeq and is a predicted model, not a curated record. Gene Ontology annotation, cellular component: plasma membrane. The transcript is spliced from 5 exons.
AUGCCAGAACACUGGAAAAUGCUCUCCUUCCUUUUUGCCAUCCAGGACAUCAACCAGGAUUCCCGCCUCUUACCAAACAUCACCCUGGGAUGCUCCUACACCAAGGAUGCCUUUUCAGUGAAAGUCUGGAGACGGUGCAGAGAAAGAGAAGAACGGCAGGCUCAGCCUCAGGAGAUAAUUGACCGGAUCCUGUCUGUGGACAACUACUUCACUUACAACACGAUCUGGGCUGUGGCCCGGGCCUUACACGCAGCCGAUUUAUCCAGAUCUCAGAGGACAGGAAUCAAUGGUGGGAAGAACCUGGAGACUCCAAGGCUGAAGGCCUGGCAGGACCUGCCCAAGGAAAGGGGAGUGAUUGGUCCUUGCUGUCCAGGCAUGGGAGGGAGGGGCCAAGAAGGACAGGAAUUUACCAGUCAGGAUGCAGAAAAAUGUAACAAAUGUCCAGAAGAUCAAUAUCCAAACAUCCAUCAAGAUCACUGUAUAGACAAGAUUGUGACCUUCCUUUCCUAUCAAGAAAAUCUGGGGAUCAUCUUGGCUUUCCUUGCCUUGUUCCUCUCUUUAAUCACAGGCUUUGUCUUGGGAAUCUUCAUUAAAUUCCAAGACACACCGAUCAUCAAAGCCAACAAUCGGGACCUCUCCUACAUCCUCCUUGUCUCCCUUCUGUUUUCCUUCUUGACCUCCUUCCUCUUCAUUGGCCAGCCAAGUAGAGCCACCUGCCUUCUCCGACAAACAGCCUUCAGUAUCAUUUUCUCACUCGCUGUUUCUUCUGUCUUGGCCAAAACAGUCACGGUGGUGUUAGUGUUCUUUGGCACAAAGCCAGGGAAUAAACUACAGGGAUUGCUGGGGAAGAGCUUGGCUAAUUCCAUUGUCCUUUCUUGCACAGGUGUCCAAGUUGUCCUCUGCGGCAUCUGGUUGGGGACUUCUUCCCCCUUCCCUGACUAUGACAUGAACUCGCAGUAUGGAGAGAUCAUCCUGCAAUGCAAUGAAGGUUCUGUCCCCAUGUUUUAUGGGGCCCUUGGCUACAUGGGCUUCCUGUCUGCUGUCUGCUUCGUGGUGGCUUUCCUGGCCAGGAACCUCCCAGCAGCCUUCAAUGAAGCCAAGCUGAUCACCUUCAGCAUGCUGGUCUUCUGCAGUGUUUGGGUCUCCUUUGUGCCCACUUAUCUGAGCACCAAGGGCAAAUACGUGGUGGCUGUGCAGAUCUUCUCCAUCUUGGCCUCCAGUGCUGCCCUGCUGGGCUUUAUCUUUUUCCCCAAAUGCUACAUUAUUUUUCUAAGACCAGAUCUGAAUAAAAAAAAACUGGAACCAUCCCCUCAAGAAGGAGGAGGACCAGAGGUGUACACAGAGGUCUUCAAGGCAGUGCCGGAAGAGGCCAUGACUGAGGGCAUCCAACGCCUCUGGAAGACCAACAAACACCAAGAGUGUUGCACUCCUCCGUCCUGA